Messenger RNA from Nycticebus coucang (slow loris), 8338 nucleotides. RefSeq names its product leucine-rich repeat-containing protein 37A2-like. NCBI's taxonomy places the organism in Eukaryota, Metazoa, Chordata, Mammalia, Primates, Lorisidae. The record is from RefSeq and is a predicted model, not a curated record. The transcript is spliced from 7 exons. The coding region runs from base 541 to 2883 and encodes 780 amino acids.
UCACCCAAUUCUAAUUCCUUUUUUAAAAAUUUAUUAUUUUUAGAGAUGAGGUCUUGCUAGCUUGCCUAGGCUGGUCUCAAGGUUCUGGCCUCAAGCAAUCCUCCCACCUUACUCUCCUGAGUGGCUGCAACCACGGGUGCACACCACAAUGCCCAGCUAAUUAAAAAAAAAAAAAAUUGUAGGGGCAGGGUCUUGCUAUGUUGCCCAGGCUGGUCUCAAACCCUAGCACCAAGCAAUCCUCCUGCUUUAGCCUCCCCUGUAGCUGGAAUUACAGGUGAAAGCUACCAUACCUGGCACCUCUAAUCUCUAUCACGUUUACUCUAGGCAUACCAUAACCACUGCCAUGUUCACCCAUCUCUCUGUCUCCUUUCCUUUUGGCUUUCUGGUUCCUACCCAACAACUGACCAGGCCAUAUGCCUCAAGAACUCUUCUUGCCUAGCCCUGCGGUAGUUUCAACCUCCCUCUUCUACCAACUGAAGUCAUCCCUUUACCAUUCAUUUAAUUCUCUGUGUUUCCAUUUAUAGGAUCUUACCUAGCCAUAUGGCCUGCUGCCUCUGCCAAUUUAAAAAUAAUAUUGAGGUUGUCUGCAAGACAGUGAAGCUACAUUGCGAUGCAUGUAUAGGAAACAGCACAGAAGAUUGUUUUGAGGAAGCAAGUGUAGGAAAUGCGGAGGGAGCGCUCAUGAAGGUAUUAGAAGCCCGGAAGAAGCACACGAGCACCGAGCUGACCAUUGAGCCAGAGGUAUCCGCAAAUAAAAAUGGCGUCGGCUUGUCAGGCUUCAUGAGCGACAAGAUGGACUUCAAUGAUGAAAGCGAUGUCAUUAGUGCACUUAAUUACAUAUUGCCUUAUUUCUCAGAGGGAAAUCUAGAAGAUGUAGAAUCAACAUUAUUACCAUUCAUUAAACUGCUUUUCUCAAAUGUGCAGGAAGGAGAGAAGCCCCUAAGUCAUAUGAAAAACAAUACAAAGGCUCAGCCUCUUGAACCUGGACCCAGCAAUUCAGCUUACAAAAAUAAACUGAGGAAGCUCUAUUUCCUGGAAAAUUUGUUAGAUGCAGAAAUUCAAGAAAAAAUCGAUGAGGUUAAAAAGAAAGAAAAAACUGCCAUGCUUAUGCAGUCUGGCCUUUUAGGUCCCAAACUUAAACGCCAAAUCUUUCCCAAAAAAGUGGCAACUGCUGAAUCACAGGAAAAUAGCCUGACAGAGAGUGAGAGUGGAGACAGGGGGCUGAAGAAAGUGAAGCUAUUCCUCAAAGGGCCCAAGCGCCUACGGAGAAAGCUCUUACAGGAGGCAAGAAUCAAGAGGAAACAGGGUACCUGGCCGACAGCGAAGAAAGUGGCUGAAGAAAGAACUCUUGGGAAACCAAUCCCGAGUGAAAUGACACAGUUUGACGUGGUGCAGAGGCCUCGGAAGUUUGUGGGAAGCUCCUUCCACGCCGAGCCUUCCUUCACGAAGACGCACAAGGCUGCGGUCUCUUCUUUCUUCAAACAGUAUAUUGGCAUGCAUUCUACUUCUGCCACCUCAAAAUCCCUAUCUGAGGUUAAAAAACAAUCAAAAGACAUGAGCGACACCAUUUUUGUUUUAGAAGAUGCAAAUGCUAGAGUUAAAAGUAUGGAAGCUGGUAAACCAAUUGUACAUUCUAGAAGAAAAUACUGCUUUCAUAAACCUCAUUCCCAUGUGGCCCACAGAACACCUGCGGCCAAACUAAGUCAAAAGUUUAGAAAAGAAACAGUGUUCCAUGGACAGAUGCCUGUAAACCGGCCUCCAUUCUCUGCAGUAAGGAGCCUUAUAAAUUCCCCAUCAUAUGGGGUUUUUCCACCUUCAGAAGAGCUGAGUCCUCAGGAGAAUCCUUUUCCAGAAUCACUUGCUCCUUCAGAAUCUGUUACAGAAAUCACUACUGUAUCCCCUCUAGGAAAUGGUAUUGAAGAAAACAGUUGUAUGGAAAACACUGUUAUACCUGAAGAAACUAUCUCUGAAAGUACAAAUGAUAAGAAUCCUUCCCCUAUAGAUUCCACUGGGAUGGCGUUCUUAAUACCGACUGUUAAACAAAUCAGUGAAACUCUGUGGGAAUACCACAACACGGGCACUGACUUACCCAACAUGGAAAAAAGCUUCACUUACCCAUUGCUCGUGUCCCCGGGUGAUCAAUUUGAAAUGCAGCUAAACCAGCAGCUCCGAUCCCUCAUCCCCAACAACGACGUGAGAAGGCUCAUUUCUCACGUUAUCCGGACUUUGAAAAUGGACUGCUCUGAGACCCAUGUGCAACUGGCCUGUGCCAAGCUCAUCUCUAGAACAGGUCUCCUGAUGAAGCUUCUGAGUGAGCAGCAAGAAGUAAAAGUAUCCAAGGCAGAAUGGGAUACGGAUCAGUGGAAGAGUGAGAACUACAUCAAGGAGAGCACAGAAGCCCAGGCUGAACAGAAAGAGCAGGAGUCAAGUGAGCUCACUAAAGGAGUUCCAGGAUAUGGCUAUAACAACAAACUCAUCUUGGCGAUAUCUGUGACUGUAAUAGUGAUGAUUUUGAUUAUAAUUUUCUGUCUUAUUGAGAUUUAUUCUCAUAGAAGAGCAGCAAGGACAGAUGUAGAAUCAGGCUCAGUCCCAAGGAGGGGCUUUUUUGACUUUCUGCAUAGGAGAUGCUCAUCGCAGAGUGAAAGCCAGGAGGGCUUUUUCUGGUUAAGGAGUCCACUUUGGCUGAGGGAUAUGUACAGACCUCUCAAUGCCACACGCAAGAAAAACAUGGCCCAGAAGCUUCACGACAAGGAGUCUUCUGAUGAGGAAGAGAUUUACAAGAAGGAUGCAGGGGAGCGCAUAUCAACAGCAACACCUGUGGAUUCGGCUGCUGAAGGUGGUGAGGAAAGUGAGACCGCGCCAGAAGGGGAGGACGAAGAGUGAUCCAGCCUGCCUAAGGCCGCCUGCAAACUGUACUUUCUAAUGUUGGCAUCUCCGUAUUGCUUGUAAGAUACAUAUUUUUCACACACAAAAAAAUGUAUACAAUCUAUUGUCAAUUCCAGCCAGCUGGUAAGAAACUUAAACAUUAAUAGUUAAAUAUUUAUACAUGCAAAACAAGGGCCAGAGAAAAGAAAAGCAGGACUGAAGCCAGAGACUGUCAAGCUGGCCAACACCUCCACGAGCGGCAUUGUGGGCAGAGGACGCACGGGGGCUCCCCCACAUCAUUUCCCAGUCCAGUCAGUCUCUGGGAAGCUGAAAAUAUAUCAUCCUGGAGAGAGGGAGCCAAUUUUUAAAUCAAAUACAGUUGUUCUGGGGCUCUCUCCCCUGGUCCAUUAAGAACCAGUCGUUUACAACAUACUUGACCUCUUGCCCUGAGGGGACCUUCCACCUGCUGCCACCUCUCAGAGGGUGGGUGGGGUUGCCAGAAAUGUUUGGAUCACUAAGCCGACCUGCACUGUUGUGUCAAGUCCUGUCUUUUCUCCCAUGCUCCCAAAUGCAUGCGUGAAUGUGUGUCCUUUACCCUUUAAAGCUGGUGGAAAAUUCAAAAAAAUUUUUUUGUUGUUUUUUUCUUUUUAAAAAUCUCAACCCUUGGAUAGCUACUAGGAAGGUGCUGGAAGGGUAAGGUACAGAAGAAUGUGUGAGAGCAGUAAUUUCCCAAGACUGCCCUCCUUGAGUGUUUAUGUGUUGUUGGGGCUGUUACUCCAUUCACAUGUUCUGUCCUAGCGUCUCCUGACCCCUCUGCACGCCCAGCAUCACCCUGCGCCAAAUCUACCCACUUUCUGCCUCACCCAAGGCAGAUCAUGGCUGCAUUGUUCCAAGUAAUAACAGAGUGCCAUUUUGCAGAAGAUGCAAGGGUUCUUCUACUCCAUCUUUAAAAAGUCAUUAAUAAAUCACUUCAUAAUAAGUUGGUGAGACUUAAACACAUUAGUGAGUAAAAGAAAAUCUGAAUGAACAAGAAUUGGCAGUGUACUUAACUGACCACAAAUGAAUGUUGGCAGUGCAGUCGUAAGAGAUGAAGAGCAGUGUGUACCACAGGACAACACACCAACCCCUGGAGAAGUCACACCGCUGAGGAACAGCCCAGUGUGUGUGCUGGAGAGGGCUCUGGGCAAAUUGAACACCCCUCAGCUCCCCACCUGGCCAAUCCGUUCACCAACGCUGGACAAGAGAGACAUCUGUUCUCUCUCACUCUUUUUCUAUUUUUAGUAGAGAUGGAGUCUCACUCUUGCUCAGGCUGGUAUUGAACUCCUGAGCUCAAGCAGUCAACCAGCCUUGGCCUCCCAGAGUGCUAGAAUUAUAGGCAUGAGCCACCACACCUGGCCGUACUUGUUCUAUUGAUGCUUGCCCUAGUGACCUCCAAAAGUUCCUUAUCAAGAAUGAAAAACAAGUGUCUUUCUCUGUGUGUUGACUUUGGUGAGCCAUCAAACACUUACUGAAGGCCAGGCAUGGUGGCUCACACCUAUAAUUCCAAUACUUUGAGAGGUCAAGGUGGGAGGAUGGCUUGAGGCCAAGAAUUCACAGUGAGACCCUGUCUCUACAAAAUAUUUUUAAAAUUAUAGGCUGCGCACCUGCAGUCCUUGUACUCUGGGAGGGUGAGGUAGGAGAGUCUCUUGAGCUCGGGAGUUCAAGACCAGCCUGAGAAAGAGACCCUUUAGUAGAGACCCUGCUAAAAAAUAGAAAAAACUAGCCAGGCAUUGUGUAGGGUGCCUGUAGUCCCAGCCACUUGGGAGGCUGAGGCAAGAGGAUCCCCUGAGCCCAAGAGUUUAAGGUUGCUGUGAGCUAUGAUCACACCACUGCACUCCAGCCUGGGUGACAAGAGUGAGACCCUAUCUCAACAAAAAAAAAAGUUUACUAAGUUUAAAGCACAAGACUAAAUAGUAAUAAUCACAGGAAGCAGAAGGAGCAGAACCGUUUAUGAUUUGCUUACUUGGUGGCAAGCCCUGGGUUAGGCAUUUUACAGCCUUAGGUCAUUUAGCCCAACAAUCCAUGGGACCAUCAACAUUGACAGAUUAAAAAAUGGCUCCAAGAAAGUAGGUAACCUGCCCACGUGCCCAAGGCCACACAUCCAAAACUACCCGUUAGGAUUUUAACCCAAGCCUCUUAACCAUUACUCUUCUGUGCUGUAGGGUCUAGGGCAGGUGUCCUCAAACUUUUUAAACAGGGGGCCAAUUCACUUUCGCUCAGAUGGUUGGAGGGCCAGACUAUAGUUUAAACAAACAAACAAAAAAAAAACUGAACAAAUUCCUAUGCACACUGCACAUAUCUUAUUUUGAAGUACAAAAACAAAACGGGGACAAAUACAAUCACACCGCUUCUUGUGGCCCGCGGGCCGCAGGUUGAGGACACCUGGUCUAGGGAGAUAGAGAAGUAGAACCCGUUCUUGCCAGUGAAGAGUCAACAAUGACAAUAAUACUGGGGAUGAUGGCUGCUACGGUUUAUUAGGCACCAGCUUGGGCCAGCAUAAUACGAAGCUCUUUAGUUACACUGUUAAGUCACAAGGACCAAAACGCCACAUGCCAGCUCAAACUCUGCAAGGGAGUGGGGUGUUAUGAGUGUUGGACAUAAACAGGAAGCUAACAGUAAACCAAGACUAGAGAUCUUGUACUGCUGGGCCUCCCAGACUCUGGGCCAGGAUUCCAGGCAAAUCCAGGUUCCUAUUUUGUCAUAAUUACGUUAUUUCCAAUUUGGUGCACAAAGUGAGACUUAUGUAAAACACUAUCUCAACUUUGUACAAUACUUGUUAAUCUCAAAUGCUACCGUACUGUACUUCUAUUUUUUUGUUUUAGAGAUAGAGUCUCACUUUGUCACCCUUGGUAGAGUACCAUGGCAUCACAGCUCACAGCAACCUCCAGGUCUUGGGCUUAGGCGAUUCUCUUGCCUCAGCCUCCCGAGUAGCUGGGACUAUAGGCACCCGCCACAAUGCUCGGCUAUUUUUUUGUUGCAGUUUGGCUGGGGCCGGGUUCAAACCCACCACCCUCUGUAUAUGGGGCUGGCACACCCCCUACUGUAUUUCUAAAUUAAAACUGCCCAAAGUGAGAUUCUACUUUGCCCAGCUCUUCAGUGAGACCUGAGAGGUAGAGAGAGGGGGACACAAGGCCAACAGCUACUAAAUGAAUGAAAAUUCUCACUGAUUCCUAUGAAAACUGUCAGAAAAAUGAGAAAUUUUAUAACAGAUGAAGAAAUGAGGCAACAUAUGAUUAGAGCAAAAAUAAUACUGAAAAGAAAUGUAGCGGUUCAGAAAAAAGAAGGUUACAUGGCCUAGGGAAAAUCCUUGAAGAAAAUGGAAUUUUGCUGGAGGAUCCGUCUUUAGGUAGUUCACUCACUCACACACUGGUGAGUUCUCGGAGGCUUCAGUUCCUCCCCCAACAGGCCUGUGCACACGCUAUUUGAUUGAAGGUUCUCAUGACUUGGUGGGCCUCCUCCAGAGUGAGUGGUCUAAGAGACAGAGACAGAGCCAGGCAGAAGUUAACCUUUUCAUUACCUAGCCUCAGAAGACCUCUGCCACAUAACAUGAAUAGAGGUCAGUCACUAAAUGCAGCCUACAUUCAAGGGGAGGGAAUUUAGACUUCACCUUUCGAAGAAAGAAGAAUCAAAGAACUUGUGGACUAUAUUAAAACUACUUGCAUAUACAAAAAAAGCAAAAAAAAGAAAUGGAAGAUAAAGUAUCCAAUGUACUCAGCCCUACUAUGAAACUAAUUUAUGGCUUUCACAUGAAAGCUAUAACCCAGUUAUAACCUAAGAAUGGGGGAAAGGGAGGGGAGGGAGGGGGGAGGGGGGUGGAGGGAGGAUGAUUGGUGGGAUUACACCUGCGGUGCAUCUUACAAAGGUAUAUGUGAAAUUUAGUAAAUGUAGAAUGAAAUUGUCUUAACACAAUAACUAAGAAAAUGCCAGGAAGGCUAUGUUAACCAGUGUGAUGAAAAUGUGUCAAACGGUCUAUAAAACCAGUGUAUGGUGCCCCAUGGUCGCAAUAAUGUACACAACUAUGAUUUAAUACAAAAAAAAUAGAGUAGAUGGAUGUGGCUGUUUGACAAGCAUGGAGGAAGCUUCUUCUGCCCCACCCUCCUUCAUGGACCAAGGAAGGAAGAGAAGAGCAGCGAGAACAAGUCUUUGGCUCUCCAGGUAAUGGUAUAUGAAAGCAAUAAGAAAUAAUCAAUCUCCAAAGAUGAAAUAGUAAAAUACAUGCUACAUAGGAUUAAAGAAUGGAGUCCAUCUGUCACUGGGCUUUAGCCCAUUUUGCAGCCUACCAAGUCCCACCACCCUCCUGACACCCGCCCAGCCUCUGUCACCCUCCACACACCCACACGUGCUACUGCUGCAUUUAUCAUGAUGGAAGUAGGAGUCAUGAGUGUUCUUGAGUUAGGAUCAGGGUUGAUAGUGUAAAUGUUCCACUUAUUACGAGGAUGGAUAGUAGGAUGAUGGCCAGGGUUACUUCAUAUGAGUUAGUUUGUGCUACCGCUUGUAGUGCUCCAAUUAGUGCGUAUUUUGAGUUUGAUGCUCAUCCCGAUCACAGGAUUGAGUAUACAGCUAGGCUGGAUGUGGCUAGGAUAAAUAGUACGCCCAGGUUGAUGUUGAUCAGUGGGUAUGGGAUUGGUAGUGGGGUUCAUAUGAUAAGGGCAAUGGAUAAAGCUAGGGUUGGGGCAAUUACAUAUAGUAGGGAUGAGGAUGUUAGGGGUUGUAGGGGUUCUUUGAUAAAUAGUUUUAUUGCAUCGGCAGAUGGUCGGAGGAGGCCGUUUGGGGCAACAACGUUGGGUCCUUUACGAAGUUGUAUGUAGCACAAGAUAUUUCAUGCAGGGUGUUGUCUUUUCAAUUGUGGAUAUUAUACUGGGAUUGAUCCAUGUCUCUACUGUUUAUGCAUUCAUACCUUCUUGCUAUAAAUAAAAGGUACUGUUUCCCUGUAACUUAGAAAAUUACAUAAUCUGAUAUCCUAAUGUUAGUUUAAUUCAUAACUUCCCAAACAAAUUAAGUUUAUCUUACAGAAAUAAAUAGAAAACUAUUUAAAAAUUGAUCUGGGGUCAGGCACACUGGCUCACACCUAUAAUCCUAGCACUUUGGGAGGCUGAGGUGGGUGGACUGUUUGAGCUUGUGAGUUUGAGAACUGACUGAGCAAGAGCAAGAACCCUCUUUACUAAAAAUAGAAAAACUAACUAGCUAGCCAUGGUGGUAGAAGCCUAUAGUCCAAGCUACUCUGGAAGCUGAGGCAAGAGGAUCACUUGAGUCCGAAAGUUGAAGUUGCUAUAAGCUAUGACACCACAGCACUCUACCCAAGGUGAUACAAUGAGACUCUGUCUCCAAAAAAUUAUUGUUAUUAUUAUUAUAAAAUAAAAAUUAAUCUGGGAGCUUAAAACAUAUUAACAGUAAAAGAAAUAUAAGCCUGAGACCAAAAGAGUAUGAAUAUGAU